ACCUAAUCCCAAACUAAUUAUAACAUCAUUAGUCAAUUUUUUAAAUAUCUUUUUUUAUUGCUGCGUGUCAAAACAGCAAUCCACAAGUAAAAAAUUCCUAUUGCUGCUUAUAUAUUCUAGUCUCCGUUUCUUUGUCCUAUCUCAUUUUUUUCUCUCGAGAUUGGUUUGAAAUUUGAUCACUUAACGCAGCAAAAGAAGACUUUUGUAAAAUUUUAACCCAAGUUUCAUCUUAAAGGCCAGCAUACAACUUCACGCAGCUUAAAGUCUCCUCUGAAGAGUAAAUUAGGACGACCCACGAUUGCAAAAAGCUUGGAAUUUCAGGCAGGCUCAACAGAUAUGGAUCCUGGAAUCUGGAGCAUGCUACCACCAGAACUUCUCGAGCACAUACUCUCCUUUUUGCCUCUUAAAACGUUCUUGAAUUUGAGGUCAACUUGUAAGCAUUUUAAGUCUCUUGUAUUCUCUCCUUCUUUUAUUUCCAAACAUUCCUCUGGUUCUCCUUUCUCUUCUUUUUUGUUGCUUUCUCAUCCCCAGUGCUACGGUCAUUUUCCUCUUUACGACACUAUUGUUGGGGCUUGGCGCAAGUUAGCACUUCCCUUCUCUUUCUUGCCUCCAUAUGCUGCUCAGUUUACUCUUCUUUCGUCAUCUAAAGGACUUUUAUGCUUCUCUCUCCCAAAUUCAUGUUCUUUCCUCGUGUGCAAUCUUUUGGCCAAAUCUUCCAGGUUUAUUCAAUUCCCUUUCUUCCCUUUUGCUUUUGAGCUGCUUACUUUGGUUUCUACGCCAGAUGGAUAUAAAAUCUUCAUGCUUUGCUCAAACUUCUCUUCCAGUUAUGCUUUUGUGUACGACUCAAAGGUUCAUUCUUGGAGAAGAUUUGAUGGUUUUCGACCGCUCCUCAUUGACAAUUUCCAUCAGGAAGGCGCAUCCUUCAAUGGGUCUUUGUAUUUUACUACCCCAGAACCGUUUUCUGUGGUUUGCUUUCAUUUGGAAAGCGGAGAAUGGGGCAGACUUAACACUCAAAUGCCAGGGGAGCUUAUAUUUGUCAGACUGGCGAGUGAUACUGAUGAAGGGAAAUUGUAUUUGGUAGGGGGAAUUGGAAGGAAUGGAAUUUCAAGGAGCUUGAGAUUGUGGCAAUUGGGUAACGGAGGGAACUGGGAAGAAAUGGAAAGAUUGCCAGAAUUGAUGUGCAGGAAAUUUAUGUCUGUCUGUUACCAUAACUAUGAGCAUGUUUAUUGCUUUUGGCAUCAGGGAAUGAUCUGUGUUUGCUGCCACACAUGGCCAGAGAUUUUGUAUUACAAGGUUUCAAGGAGGACUUGGCAUUGGAUACCCAAGUGUCCCUCACUGCCAGACAAGUGGAGCUGUGGCUUCAGGUGGUUCUCUUUUGUUCCAGAGUUAUAUGCUUGGGCUUGAGUUACUCGCUUCUUAUCAUAUCUCAGUCACUGUUUUUCUUGUUUACAUUGGAAUCAGAAAAGGAAAAAAAAAAUAAAAGAGUGUCUAUUUUCGUCUCCUACUCUUGUCUAUUUGAAUUGAUAUUGCUCUUGUUCUGUUUGUCAAUCCUAGUUAGUGUGAUUUGCUAUGUACAAUUAGUUUAACAAGAGAUUUGUUUUUGAGGCUUUGGGCAGUAAGAUUUAGUUCGUUGCUUUUUUCAUAAUUAUGACUGGUAUUGAUGAAUUCGGAGAAAACUAUGUGGUAUAACACAAAAUGUUGGAUCUAUUGUCCCCAUUCCAGGACUCAUUUCCAUUUUCUCCGAGUUCAAACCCUUUUAUUUGUAUAUUUUAUUUACUCUUUAUGUUAUGGCAAAGGGAGACAAAGGCCCUCCAAAUGGAAGAGCAGGCGGCUUUGGAACCACUGGUUGAGCUGGACAACCGCUCCGUCUGUUUUCUUUUUCUUUUGUUUUUUCCCUACUGAAAUAUCCAAUAGGCAAUAGCUGCUCAAAGUCAACUGUUAUUGUUAAUUUUUUUCUUUUUCCUCAUGACCCAUACAAAAUGCAAAGAUUUAUAGAACAAGUGGGAAAAA
Molecule: messenger RNA, 2010 nt
Organism: Durio zibethinus
Lineage: Eukaryota; Viridiplantae; Streptophyta; Magnoliopsida; Malvales; Malvaceae
Source: RefSeq, a predicted model, not a curated record